AUGUGGCUCAUCUUUAUCUGGAACGUGGAUGGAGUGUGCCAGGAAGGUUCGGACGCGCCGGACGCGGAGCCGCCGAAAUCCGAGGCGGACAAGCCUGCGCCCGCGUCGGCGUCUUCUUCGACGCCGGGGACGGCUGGCUACGGGGCCAAGGAGCUGACCGACGAGGAGCGUCUGCAGCGCGUGCUGCAGAGGUGCGACGCUGAAGGCCUGGAGCGGAGCGAGGCCCAGGAGGCAUUGGCGGCGGAGCAGCUAGACAUCAAGGAGCUGAUGCUUCAGGCCAUCGAGGGCGCCUCGGAUGUGCAGCCUGUGCCAUCGUGGCGCUCAAAUAGCGAGGGCCACGUGGGCAAGACAAUGAUCCGCCUCCGGAAGCUGGCACGAGGCAAUAUCCCGUUCAGUUUCGACCUUUCGAAAUCGCGCGAAAACGCGCGGAAGUUCCGCAACAUGGGCGCGGGCGCCUUCCAGGUGAAUGCAAAGUCCUACUACGAUAUCCUUGGAGUGCCCAAGGAUGCGGAUGACAGGACCAUUAAGAAGGCCUAUAGGGACAUGGCUCUGAAGUGGCAUCCUGACAAGAACCCGGAUGCCAAGGAGGCGAGCUGCUUCGAACGCCGCUUCCGCGGCCCCGCGGCGCGGUUCGAACCUCGAAGCGCGAUGGGGGACCGCUUCGGGCACUUGUCGGACGUCCGGCACCACCGGCCUCGGAAUCCGGAGGAGGAUGUCUCGUCCAUUUGCACGGACAGACGAGAUGAAAGUCAGGAUGGUGUGGGCUCCUUGCCCACUGCCUCCCUGACCUCCAAGUCCGCGGUGCCACACGGCCCGCAGAUCUCGGAGACCUUUGACUUUCUGCUGCAACGAUUGGCACAGCAGCACUUGCUGGAGCUGGAGUUGCGAGGCAUGUCCAACAACUCUUGCGGCCUGAACAACAGCGACAGCAGCGGGCUGUGGAACCAUCAGCACUCCAUGUCGCCGAAGAGUCAGAGGGAGCGAGCGGGCUCACAGGAUACGGCACGAACCAUCGACAUGGAGAUCGUGUCUCCAAGCAUGGCGGAAGCCUUGCAGAUGAAGCAUGCAGGCAUGCGCGAGGUGGAGGCGGAGUCGAUCCUCGAGGUUUGGGAUGAGCAGCAGAGUGGGAUGAUCUCACCAACUACUGCUCGUUCUGAGCUGCUGUCAGAAGAAAGGAAUGCCUGUGGUGGCCUCGCCCCCAUCUUGGAGAUCAUCAUGGUUGGUAUCCUCAUCGCCAACGUCUUGUGGAUGGCCAUGCACCUGCAGAUCUACGGGGACUGGGCCUUGCACGAUCGCCUGGGCGAUGCGCACACCUUCGCCGGCGACUGGAAGCAGGUGCUCUUUGUCGGGGACAUAUUCUUCGCCGUGAUCUUCGGGCUCGAGGUGCUGGUGCGCAUUUGUUGGCUUCGCUGGGACUUUUGGAAAUCUUGGAUGAACUAUCUCGACCUGGCAGUGGGCCUCUCCAGCGUGGUGGAAAUCUAUUGGCUUCUGUCCACGGCUGCUGGCGCAAAGAACCUGUCCAUAGUGCGCUUGCUCCGCAUCACCAAGAUGGCCAAAGCGUUGCGCAUGUUUAGCAUCACUUCUACCUUGGCGCCGUUGCACUUGCUCAUCAAAUGCCUCGAGGCGUGCGUGGGCAUGCUCUUCUGGAGCUUCCUGCUGAUGACCUUUGUCCAAUGCAUGGCCGGGAUCAUCGUCAGCGAGCUGUGCUACAGUUUUCUGGUGGAUCCCACCACCGACCCCUCCGCCAAGGAGGAGGUCUACAAGUAUUACGGAACGUUUUCCCGGACCAUCCUCUCGAUGUUCGAGAUCAUGUUCGCGAACUGGGGCCCCGCUUGUCGAAUCCUGGUGGAGAAUGUCAGCGAGUGGUUCUCCGUGUUCUUCCUGCUCUACAGGUGCGUGGUGGGCUUUGCUGUGCUCAACGUGGUUGGGGCUGUCUUCGUGCAGCAGGCGCUUAAGACGGCCAGCUCGGAUGAUGAGCUCGCCUUCAGACAAAAAGAGAGGGAGAUCAGCAUGUACAACCGAAAGGUGAAGAAGCUCUUCCAAUCCAUCGAUGACUCGGGGGACGGCACGAUCAGCCUGGACGAGUUCUCCAAGUUGGUGCAGUCUCCAAAGCUGAAUUUUUGGAUGAGCCAACUGGAGCUGGAGUAUCACGAUCUUCUCAGCCUCUUCGAAUUUCUGGACAAUGGCGAUGGACAGAUCACGCUGGUGGAGUUCAUCGAGGGUGCCGGCCGGCUGCGGGGCAGCGCCAAAGCCCUGGACAUUUGGCGCAUGGAAACCAAGAUCGAGGUUUUGUUCGAAGAGGUGCUGAGGGCGUUGUCCGUCCAAGCCGAUCCGGAAGCUAGCGUGCUUCAAGUGCAGGACGUCUUUGAGAGGUCAACCUUCAAGCAUAUCAAGGCCACCUCCGUAAAGAAUGCCAGCGAAGCCGAGCUGUGACAGGGACUGGUCACUCUAGCAAUGACUGGUUUGAACCUCCAGAAGUGGGCGGUUUCAAUGGAACCCACCAGUCAAUUGCAGGCCUGAGUGCUGCUGGUGUCCUUUUCGGGUUUUUGGCCUCGUUCCUUGGCGGGUCUUUGGUGUG
Molecule: messenger RNA, 2578 nt
Organism: Effrenium voratum
Lineage: Eukaryota; Dinophyceae; Suessiales; Symbiodiniaceae
Source: the annotation of a GenBank genome assembly